AUGAGAAAAACCUUGCUGAAAUCCUUCUACCCAGUCACAAUCUACAGACCUGACUCUUCCUCCAUCAAUGGCGGAACAAAGAUUCAUUACCCAUUUCACCACUCACCAAAACCCGACCCGAAUCCACUUCUCAUCUCAAACCCUAGGUGGGCUUUCACCGCAACCUCACCUCCACCACCGGAAUGGGUUCAACCCAUCAACGACACCUCCAACCUCAUCACAUCACACCCCAAACCUUCGCCAUGGGUUGAUCAGAUCCUCAAUCUUUUAAACGACGAUUCAUCGCAAAUGGAGCCCAAAUUGGAUGCUUUUUGUCACAGAUGGCUUAUCAGAUUACCACCCAGUUUCGUUUCCUACAUUCUUAAAUCGGAUUGGAUCAAAACCCAACCCGAUUUAGCCUUUCGGUUCUUCAAAUGGGCAGGUAAGCAAAAGGGUGGUGGUGGAUAUACUUAUACUCAUAAUCUUGAAUGCUAUGCUUUCUUGAUUGAUGUUUUAUCUGUUUCUAAAGAUUUGGAUAAGGUUAAGUUUGUGUUCAUUGAGCUUAAACGAAAGGGUUUCUUAAUGAACAUAAUCUCUGCAAAUUUGUUGAUCAGAUCAUUUGGAAAUUUGGGGAUGGUUGAAGAAUUAUUGUGGGUUUGGAGAGAAAUGAAAGAAAACGGUAUCGAACCGAGCUUGUUUACGUUCAAUUUCUUGAUAAAUGGUUUGGUUAAUUCGAUGUUCAUCGAGUCUGCUGAACAGGUUUUCGAAGUUAUGGAAACUGGGCUUAUUAAACCCGAUACUGUGACAUAUAACACAAUGAUCAAAGGGUAUUGUAAAUCUGGAAGAACACAGAAAGCGGUUGAGAAAUUUAGGCGAAUGGAGGAGAUGAACAUAGAACGCGAUAAGAUUACGUAUUUAACCUUGUUGCAGGCUUAUUAUUCGGAUUCUGAUUAUGAUUCGUGUUUGAAACUUUAUAAUGAAAUGGAGGAAAAAGAACUCGAAAUCCUGCCUCAUGCUUAUAGUUUAGUAAUUGGAGGUCUUUGUAGAGAUGGGAAGCCGAUGGAAGCUUACAUUUUGUUUGAAAAUAUGAUUCAAAAGGGUCGUAAAGCUAAUGUUGCAAUGUAUACCGCUUUAAUGGACGCUUAUGCAAAAAGCGGGCAUACAGACGAGGUGAUUAGGCUUUUUGAACGGAUGAAUAGUGACGGUUUUAAGCCGGAUGAGGUUACUUAUGGUGUUAUUGUGAACGUUUUAUGCAAAACCGGGAGAUUAGAGGAGGCGAUGAUGUAUUUUGAGCUAUGUAGAAACAAUAAAGUGGCGGUUAAUGCAAUGUUUUAUUCGAGUCUGAUUGAUGGGCUUGGGAAAUCUGGGAGAUUAGAUGAAGCCGAGAAGCUUUUCGAAGAGAUGGUUAACGAUGGAUGUAGUCGUGAUUCUUAUUGCUACAAUGCGCUUCUUGAUGCAUUUGUGAAGAACGAAAAGAUUGAUGAAGCGUUGGUCCUUUUUAAACGGAUGGAAACCGAAGGUUGUGAUCAGACGGUUUAUUCAUACACCAUCAUAAUGAAUGGAUUGUUUAACAAACAUCGGAAUGAAGAAGCGUUAAAAAUCUGGGAUUUGAUGAUCGAUAAGGGUAUAACUCCGACCGCGGCUUCGGUAAGGGUUCUUGCAACCGGGCUUUGUCUUUCCGGGAAAGUUUCACGAGCGUGUAAGAUAUUGGACGAGUUAGCACCGAUGGGUGUGGUUAUAGAAACGGCUUGUGAAGAUAUGAUCAACGUUUUGGUCAAAGCCGGUCGUGUUGACCAAGCGUGUAAAUUGGCUGAUGGGAUUGUUGAAAGGGGUCGAGAGAUACCCGGGAGGGUUCGUACGAUUUUGAUUAAUUCGUUGAGGAAAUCUGGUAAUGCCGAAAUGGCGAUGAAGUUGAUGCAUAGUAAGAUCGGGAUUGGGUAUGAUAGGAUGGGUACGAUUAAGAGGCGAGUGAAGUUUAAAGUUCUCGUUGAGAAGUGAGUCCCAAUUGCCGGACCGAGU
This is a messenger RNA of Cynara cardunculus var. scolymus (artichoke), 1998 nucleotides long. Its product is annotated as pentatricopeptide repeat-containing protein At1g03560, mitochondrial. The transcript has a single exon. Lineage: Eukaryota; Viridiplantae; Streptophyta; Magnoliopsida; Asterales; Asteraceae. Bases 1 to 1977 code for a protein of 658 amino acids. The record is from RefSeq and is a predicted model, not a curated record. Gene Ontology annotation, molecular function: protein binding.